CGACCUGAAGAGGCGUUUCUAAAGCCGUGACGUCGGGUAGGUAGAGAUGUCAUGGCGUCUGUGGAUCCGGACCUGGAGCUGCAACUCUGAUAAAGACUGAUUCGUUAACGGGAGUCGGAAUGGAAACAAAUGCAGACCUGCAUCGGGAAAUCGGAGGUGGCAUUCCUUGCUCAAGCAAAACGGGAGAAAUGACCGACAGCAAAGCAGUCGAUGGUCUUAAAAGCGCAGCCGAGGGCUGCAAGGAUACUGGUGUAGCUUCUGCCCCUAGUACUUUGGCUAGUAGUGACAGCAGCACCACUGCUACGACAAGCUCACCCAAAGCUUCCUCGGGUAAUCGGAAAUCAGAAGGUGGUUUUGAAAAUUGCGAAUCUGUCCCGGUUCGAAACACUGCGGUCCAGUCUAACACUGGGUUGGAUAACGCGGAUUCUGGCGAGCAGCUGAGCAAUGGGCUGGGACAGGCUCUGCCGGCGGAUCCCGACCGUGACGGUGAUGGUGGCACUACAAAGUUGGUAAAUAAGACGGGUGGCCCUCCUUCCGAGCACGUAAAGCCGGCUUCGGAAAUGACAGGCGAUCAAAAGGCUGCCGGGCACGGAGCGUCGCCGGAGCGGUCGAAGAUGUCGCCCCCGACAAAGCUUUGUCCGGACAAAGCGAGUUUGAUCAAAGCACGGUUGGUAUCCAGUGAAAAUUUGGCCGAGGAGCCGAGUGGGAGUGAGCCCAGCCCCCCAGGUGAAACGCAGAGCAUAGAUUCCCUAGAGUCCUUCUCCAAUCUCAACUCCUGUCCCAGCUCAGACCUCAACAGCGAGGGGGCCGAGGACAGGGUGCUGGCUAUUGCGCUACAGAGCGACGAGUACGGGGCAGGAGAUGCUAAGCUAGCCGCGUUCAGUAAGGAUCGCACCGCCGGCCAGUCCAUAUACCACAUCAAGUGGACCAAGUGGAAGGACGAAAACACCCCGAUUAUCACUCAGAACGAAAACGGGCCGUGCCCCUUGCUUGCGAUAAUGAAUGUCCUUUUACUGGCGUGGAAGGUAAAGAUGCCACCAAUGAUGGAAAUUAUUACAGCUGAACAGCUAAUGGAGUAUCUAGGAGACUACAUUCUUGAGGCUAAACCGAAAGAGAUUUCUGAAGCUCAGCGGCUCAACUAUGAGCAGAACAUGAGCGACGCCAUGGCUGUCCUCCACAAGCUGCAGACGGGGCUGGACGUCAACGUGAGGUUCACGGGGGUGCGGGUGUUCGAGUACACGCCCGAGUGCAUCGUGUUCGACCUGCUGGACAUCCCCCUGUACCACGGCUGGCUGCUGGACCCGCAGAUGGACGACAUUGUGAAAGCAGUAGGGAACUGCAGUUACAACCAGCUGGUGGAGAAGAUAAUCUCUUGUAAACAGUCUGAUAACAGCGAGCUGGCAGGGGAAGGCUUCGUGGCCGAGCAGUUCCUGAACAGCACGGCCACUCAGCUGACCUAUCACGGGUUGUGUGAGCUGACCUCUACUGUGCAGGAGGGAGAGCUCUGCGUCUUCUUCAGGAACAACCACUUCAGCACCAUGACCAAACACAAGGGGCAGCUGUACCUGCUGGUCACAGACCAGGGCUUCCUCACAGAGGAGAAGGUGGUGUGGGAGAGUUUACACAACGUCGACGGCGACGGCAACUUCUGCGACUCCGAAUUCCACCUGCGGCCGCCCUCGGACCCCGAGACUGUGUACAGAGGCCAGCAGGACCAAAUAGACCAGGACUACCUGAUGGCCCUGUCGCUGCAGCAGGAGCAGCAGAGCCAGGACCUCAACUGGGAGCAGAUCCCCGAGGGAAUCAGCGACCUGGAGCUGGCGAAGAAACUCCAGGAGGAGGAGGAUCGCCGGGCCUCGCAGUUCUACCAGGAGCAGGAGCAGGCCGCUGCCGCCCAGGGGCAGGGACACCAGCAGCCACCGGGGGGCGCCGUGGGGGCCGCCGCUUCUGCAGCAGGGGCAGCCUCCAGCCCCGGGAGGCAGACCGGCAGCAGCGAGCGCAAGCAGAAGAAGGAGCCGAAGGACAAGGACAGGUGCGUCCUGUUGUAGGGGGCGAGGACGGGCCCCCGGAGAGCGAGCACGCAGAGCAAGAACACAAACCCGUUCACACGCCGCCUGUGCCUGACGUCCCCACACGCCCUCCGUCCCCAACACCCCCACCCACCACCCUGCCCAUGCCGACCUUGCACCCAAGAGAACGGAGAAUGGCGACCUCUUUGAUACCACCGGCCAGACGCAAUUCCACGUUGCACCACACACAGAAGACGUGAUGGAGGCUCUAGGGUGUAGGGGCGAUGUGUUUUAUAGCAAAAACCACAAAAACAGAAAAAAUACGGACGGCUGCACCUUGUAGUACCAAUGGACGUUUCGUAGAAGACAACCAUCACCUUUUAUGUUUUUUGGGGUUUUGUUUUAGUCAGUUGAUAAGCUAUUUUAUAUUACAGGACAUAUAUUAAGGAAGUUGUGUUUUUUUGUUCCCCGGUUCGUGGUCGCCGAACCGGACGACUUUGCCUCAGCUGAGGCCGAGUCUUUCCUUGUAGCAAAGCCAGCUGUGUCCGAGGGGCCAGAAGGGGCUGCGGGCAGUGGCGCAGACCGGGGCAGGGAUGAGGCAAAAAAAACAACACAAAGGGGAACUUCAGGCACUCUUCCCCUGGAAAACUCCUACUCUUCAGGUGGCUCCUACAAACCGGCUCCCUUGCCGCUGUGUCUUACGGUUUUUGUUUUUUAAGAAUUCAUCAUAUUUUCAGGUUUGUCUUAAGGAUUCAGGCCUGUGCUGUCCAUGGAAUGAGUUUAGGGCUGUUCUAGAGGGCCACCAGCACCUCACUAGCUCUAAUUCCUUGUGUUCCCGGAGAAGGACAGAACAUUCCUGCCCCAGCAUGGCCACCGCUGAGAUCUGGAGGGAUGAAGCCCUUGCAGACUUCUCUACUUCUGCUCCUUGUUCUCGCACGAUCGUCUGGGCAUCAAAAUCAACCCCCGUGUUUGAAUCUGUACCUGUCCUGGUUUGGCCUUAUUAGUACACACCCUUUGCUCCAACUGCUUACUGUUUAGGGACUGCUUGUAUCCAUGUGUGUGCACGUGUGUGGUGUGUAGUUGUAUCAGCAAGUGGCUCUGUUGGUUUUUUAACAAGGCCGUUUCAUCGUUGGUGAUAAAGAGGCUGAUGGGAUUGUCUAAAUUGUAAGUAAGACUAACAGAUGGGUUGGUAGGACUUGUUUGUACAAUGGUAGUGAUUUAACAUUGAAAACGUUUUUUAUCUGAUCUUUUAUUACAAAGAACCAUCGCAGAAAUUGAAGGGUUCUUGUUAAUUUUGUAUAUAGUGUAACCCGUAGUGACUGGAUUUAUCAAUAGCGAGUAGUGUUGCAGGAGGAUCGCUGAUGACUGUUACUGAACUAUGUAGACGACAGCCGCACAGUCUUUCAGCCCCAACUCCAAGAGCUACCUUUUUUCAAGUGCACGUACCAUGCCAACUGUAGUCUGUCUAAUCACGAUUGGCACCUGCGCUUUCAGCAGUAAUGGGAUUUAAGGGAAUUCAAAAGGCUGGCAGAUGCCAAUCUAGUCAUAUGGCUGACAGGUGGGAGCUGCAAUCUUAGGCUGACUUUCCGCAGACGGACGAGCCUGAGAGCUUUGGUUCCAGGUUGCUUUCAGCUUACUCGUCGAAAAUGGCUCCGGCCUUGUCCUAAGACAAUUCUGCUUAAUGUAGUCUGGGUCGCAAGUUGCCAUUGUGCCCCUUGACUGUGUUCACAAUCACAUUUCUUUUCUGCAUACAGAAACAACAGAGCUAGACAGUGAGUUGUCUCCCACAAAUUUAACGGUACUGCCGCUUCUUGAGCUAAUAACUAAGGUUCUCGGUCUAUACAUUCCAACUGAAUGCCUUUACUUACACGAGAACGUUUUUAAUGUGUUGACCCUGCACUCAGACAGACUAAGGGAAUUCACAGCAGCAUUUUAGCUGAAGGGACCUUGUCUCUGUUACUUUUUUUUACUGAGCGCUGUAUUUAUUUAGACUUUGUGAAAGGUGUAGUAAAAUCCCUUGAGGCCUAACUCACUCUGUACAUGAAAAAAAUAUAAGCCUUACAAAAGAAACUUUUUUUAAAGAAAAAAACAAAGGAUCUGCAUAAAGGACAAUCUGUAGAUUUCAACAGAAGCAUCAGAAAAACAGCAACCUCUCAGGCCUUUGAAAAAAUGGGACAUAAUCCACUCGUGUCUUUCGAUACUGCUUCAUGUUUAUAAGCUUUCAUAGAUGUUCUGUGGGUCCUUAAGCAGCAAUCUGUAGAGAACGAGUUGCAGAUAUAUGUAUAUCCCUACAUAUUGUUGAUUUUCAUUAAUCCUGUGUUUUCUGCGCAUAUUGUAUGUUGGCUCAUUAUAAAAUGCAUGUCUGCAUUUGUAUAUCAUACUGAAAUGUUAACUCUACAGUUUAAUGACUGUUUUAUUGUACUUUCAAUUGAAAAUUACAAACCUAAAUCAAGGCUUCCAGUUUCAGAAAUCCUAUGAUUACAGUGGGGAUAAUGCCAGAUGCUAUUUUAGUAGUAAUGAAAAUGGAUAUGUUUUAUUCUUGGUAGGAUGGAAGCCUUCACUAUCACUUGAAAACCAUAUUGUUGUGUUAAUAGUUCCCUGUGACAAAAAAUUAAGACUGUUAACCGUGGUCUGCAAAAUGAUUGGUGUACUUCAGAAUCCUUUCUCUUUUCUAAAGUAAAUGCCAAAAAGUAAAAGUAUCUUAGUGCUGUACCACCCCUGGCUGUGGGCCUUGGUGGUUUGCAACAGUGUAUUGCAGAAUUCAAAAACUGAGCCUGGAUGUAGGCUCUAGAAAACAAACAUCUGGGUUUUUCAUAGGGGACAUUUCAGAACAGAUCUACAGUGAGAUAACUUUCAUCUGUACAUUAACAGUAUGAAUUUGUGGUUUUCUUACACCCACCAUAAGAGCAUUUUGACAAUCUGGUUCUCAAGUGUUAGUGAUCAAUUAAUUGUAAACAAAGUGGAUACACCGAUUUCAAGACCCUGUUGACUUUAGAAAUAGCUGUUCUGAACUUGGAGGAGGGAGAAAGUCAGAUGCAAAUCUUUAUUAUUUCAUUGUUGGGCUUGGUAUGGCCAAGAUUGGUUUUUCAUGGACUUCAGCCAAGACAUUGUGGAUUCAGAAUGUGUAAUUGCUGCUGUGCAAAUGUCUUAAAAGACAGCUUGCAUUGUUUUACUCAUUUCACUCAAUUUUUCUCUACUAUACAGAACCAAUUGGUUUGAUUUUCUACUGGAAAUGUAUUCAUUUGGUUUAAUGGUGUUAGGCCUGCUUUUCAUAGGACAAAGAGUGGCCCUUUAGCUUUAUUUUUAAAAGUUGUUAAUUGACUCAGUGUGAGGUGUUGCUCAACAUUAACUUCUGUUGGCAAAUGGGCUGGGUUAACUACUACCACACCUAGUAGUAGCAUUUAGAGAUUACCGUAUCUGAAUUUAGGUAUAUGAAGUUUCUGAUUAAUCAGAAUUAAAACAAACUUGGUGUCUUCCCACCCAAAUGAAGGUAUGUUAAUACAUUUGUUAGAACAGAAAACACUAGUGGAAGCUUGGAGUAAAUUGUUCAUGUUUCCAGCACAUUGAAAUUCCCAAUUGUGUCAAAUAAGCCUUUUGUACAGCAGUGUAUUUACUAUAUCUAUCAACUAAAUGAAGGUAACACUAAUUAUGCAUAGCAAUGCAUGACUUAUGUCUCUUUUCAACACUUAAAUCAGAAAAACAACUCAAAAGGACAUUCCAAUAUAGCAUGUUUACUAGGAAGGCUUAUGUCUUGUAUGAUCAAGGAAGGAUAAAGAUCUUGUGAGUGACAAAAACUAUUGAGAACUGACCGAAAGGUUUUGAGAAAUACAGCUUUUCAGGUGCUGUACAGUAGUGUGCUGUUUUACCUAUAAAUAUUUUGCUUGGGGUAUUGGUUUUGUUCAUAUGUUAUAAAAGGUUUCACAUAUUGUAGCCCAUUUCCUCUUUAUUAAUGUUAAUUGCAGGGUUAUGCUGACCAUGACAUUGCAAGAGUAGAGUGUUGUCAGUUUGCAACAAUGUUUUAUGGUAAUAAUGGGGAAAAUGUACAAUGUGUGUUUCAUUACAAAGGCAAUCCUUGAAAAUUUAGUCUGAAAUGGUUUUGCACUGUUACAUGGAUAUGCACUAGCAAAAAAUACCUCAUUUUAUACAAAAUUGAAAGUACAUGUAAGCUUUAGGGCACCUUAUGAAUGAAUGAUCUGUUGGUAGUGGCAGGAUAGGACUGUACACAAGCUAAAAGGCAUGGUACAGUACUUCCUGCUUCAGGUCAUCAAUGGGACAGACAAGCUUAAGCAAUGCAUUUCAAACACUAAAAGGAGAUGAAAGGCUUUCAGCAAUGGCUUACGUUUUCUGAGGAUUUCUUACUAGGAAUAAUGGCACAGAAUUCCUUGAAAGAGAUAUCUACAUUCAAAGCCCGCCCCUUUCUCAGCCUGUUACUGACAGCUUCCUCAGAAGGAUUUUAAUAAAACAAGCUGUUUCAGGAUCCAUGGCUAUGGCAGCCCACUACAAUCUCUGGAAUACAGAAUCAAUACAUAGAAUUUAGGUUCAUCUCCCUCCUUAACAAGGAGAAAUAGUUAUAUCAAAUUGACCUCCCUUAUUCCUACAAUUUUAAGAUACAAUUCAUUUGAUUUCAAACACAAAGCAUGUUUAUAAUAUCAGAUCACCUAGAAAUCUUUUAAAAACACUAGUAGUAAUAAUCAUAUGUAUUGAAUGUCAUAGAAUGAAAAAGUCAUUUUAUUUACUCUUAACCUUGGGUUGUAAAUCAUUUUCUCUACCUUUGCCUAAGACAAAACAUUGUAUAAACACCACAUAAGAACUCAAUUCUGCUAACUGCUGGAGUUCUGGAUAUAGACAACCAUCCCAUUAUCCUAAUGAAACAGCUGAGUUUUGUAGAAGAAAAUACAAUCACUUCUCAUGAAAAGAGUUACAAUGUAAUGUUACAGUACAACAAUGGUUCAGAAUGCUAUCAGAUUUAAUACUUGUGACCAAAUAAUAUAGUUUGUUACAAUGUUGAGUUGCAGUUCAUUUUUUCUUUUCCCUAUAAUUUGCAAUCUUAGUUGGUUAACAAAAUGCCUUAGAAGACGAUGGGUGUGUAGCCCAGUAAACUGUAAUAUUACAAUAUUUAGAAUGGAAACUAAGGAUUGCCAGGUUAUUUUAACAUUACAUGCAGUCUUAUAUUAUGUUUCUGUAAUUAUGAAAAAACAGUAGCCUAUUGUGCCAUUAAACCUUAUUUACUCGCAGAUGUGCUUCUGUAAUAAAUUAAUGCUUUAUGUA
Molecule: messenger RNA, 7277 nt
Organism: Lepisosteus oculatus (spotted gar)
Lineage: Eukaryota; Metazoa; Chordata; Actinopteri; Semionotiformes; Lepisosteidae
Gene: mindy2
Product: MINDY lysine 48 deubiquitinase 2
Biological process (GO): protein K48-linked deubiquitination
Cellular component (GO): cell periphery; cytosol
Molecular function (GO): cysteine-type deubiquitinase activity; K48-linked deubiquitinase activity; cysteine-type carboxypeptidase activity
Source: RefSeq, a predicted model, not a curated record